Messenger RNA from Ooceraea biroi (clonal raider ant), 2346 nucleotides. Its product is annotated as ubiquitin carboxyl-terminal hydrolase 8. Lineage: Eukaryota; Metazoa; Arthropoda; Insecta; Hymenoptera; Formicidae. The record is from RefSeq and is a predicted model, not a curated record.
AUUACCAUCGCUAUAGUGAAAAAAUAGUUCACUAGCAACUCCAGCUUCCCCUUAAAAGGAGAAAAAAGAUUGAAAGUGUACAAGCAUUUGUAUUGCUAAGCAGACCGCACUUAUAUACAGUUGCUAAUCAAGAUUUUCGUUUUCUAGACAUUUUAAUAAAUGCAAAUAUCACUUUAUACAAUUGAUGGCGCGGUCCCAUGGAACGCACGAGAGGUUUGAAUUUGAAGGUCGCGGUAUCGUUCGGUGCGCCUAUCAAAGAGAGAGAGUCGCCGUCCUGCCUGUGGAGGUACGCCGUUGCUCGUCGUUCGCGACAGGACUAGUUAUAAUCCGUCGACGUAAACCUGACAUGAACGAUCCACGAAGAUAUUUCAACGAGUCGCGCGAUCGUUCUCGUUCGCCGUGCGAACCUGCGAAUAUCACGUCGGCAUUUCCUUCCAGAACGAUGACAUUUCCGAGCGCUUCCCAGCACACCGCGCCGAACACGUCGCCAGUGUUACUGGAUUCUCCAAUCUUGCGGCGAGGAUCGAGGCUGCGGGAGCCAGCAACGAUGCCCAAGGAAGCGAAAUUGGGGUAUACCUGUGUAAAUGAUCUCGCGAAGCAGGCGAGGGUCAAUUAUGCGGGGAAGGAGACGCGCAGCGUGUACCAGAGGCUUCCCACUAUGCGCCAGAAGUCCGAGAUGGCAAAGAAGGACGACAACGACGAGCCUGCGUAUAUCCCCUUGAAGAGAAGGCAGAACACGGUCGAGUGGCUGAAGAAAACUCAGGAUUACAAGGACGGCAAGUCCAUCUAUUCCACCAGCACGGCAAAGGUCUACACACCGAAUAGCGAUAUUAGCUUGAAAUUACCAGAGACACCGACUGACGAUCCUCUGUACGGCGACAGCGACAACUUUAUAUCGUGCAAUCAAUUGUAUUCUUUAUUGCAAAACAAUAACAGCAGGUAUUUGAUCAUCGACAUCAGGCAGAAGGCUCAUUAUGACGGUUCCAAAAUGACGUUCGACAAGUGCAUCAACAUUCCACAAUCGGAAAUUGAACCAGGAAAGCUGGGCUACAAGUUCGCGAACUGCUUUCAUAAGGACAAGCAGUCACUCGAUUUAUUUAAGCAUCGGUCGGCGCCGUACGUGGACGUAAUAAUCCUGGUGGACUGGAACACUACGCAGGAAACUUUGACGACCAGCAAUUAUCUGAACAUACUGAAGACCAUUUUCGAGAAACGGGGUCCCGGCACAAGGUAUAACAAGAUCAAGAUUCUCAACGGAGGCUACCAAGAGUGGCUAAUGACGUAUCCGACGUUUACAACGAAUUCCAAUGUGGCUGUGCCCGAGUUCAACUACGUCACGGACGAUACUUUAGAUUUCGUUCCGAUUGAAUAUCUGGAUUGGUCACAUUGGGAUGAGGAGAACGAGGGCUCGACGAAAGCGCAAAACAAGCCGAACAACGCGGCGACUGCCGUCGAGGACAUGGAGAUGGAUGCCGCAAACGCGCACCAGUUUGAGAACCCGGACGCGCCAGCUCCUCGGCACAAGGCACCGUCGCAGAACGAGAUCAACGCGAAUCCCGUGAUCGAUCGGAGCAGCACACCGGCCGCGCUGAAGACGUACGAUCCGCGAUGCAAGGAGGUGCCGAGAUUCGUAAAAGAGCUGAACGAGCUGGCGAAAUCCACGUCCAAGUUGGCCGAGGAGCUGUCCAACCAGGCGUACGCGCUCUACUCGCAGCGCGACGAGUACAGCGCCAGGGACGAGCAGUACAUACGCACGGAUCUCAAAUCUCUGAAAGGCAAAUUGGACGAGAUGCACGAGAUGUACCUGACAGUCGAGAAUGAGUUUAACGUGUACUGCAAGGAGGCGGACGCGACCAAAUUCGACCCCGAUGACAACGAGAAGACAAACCUCGAGUUCAAUCACUUUCUGAUGAAAAAGGAAAUUAAAGACGAAAUCGAGGACGAGGAAAUCGAGAACGAUUGGAAGAAGUUGCAGGAAGCUUUUUUUAGGCCUCGGAUCUGGAGCACCGUCACGAUCCCGGGACCAUCCCGGGCCGCACCAGCACCAAGGCCAGUACCAGUCCACCCGCCACCGAUCCGCUGCCAACUCCCUACAGGGGAGCAAGUCGCCGUGCCGUAUUUCACGGCGGUUAAAAGCCGCAAAUUCCGCGCCCGGACCGCGAACGGCCUGUGGGUCCUGCGGUUCGACAGAACCGGCAAGAUGACUUUCUGCCGACACAGAGCGAUCAAAUAAUGAAAAAAAAAAUAAUAAACGUCUUCAUUUUCUCUUUUCGAUGUGUAUAACAGCGCAAAGUUGUGUUAUCUGUUUAUUGUUGAAAUAUAUUGUUUGGUUAUUUUUGCAUACAA